AUGGAAGACAAUAUUAGCGCAACUUCAAUAAAAAUCAAAAAACUAAUGAUUAGAAAGGGAAUGAAUGCUCGAAUGCUUGCCUCCCAAGCUGAUGUUGGAAGAUCAUUUGUUUAUGAUGUUUUAAAUGGCAAAGCAGUGAAUCCUUCGUCUAAAAAGUUACAAGCUAUUACGAAUGUUUUAGAUGUUUCUUUAUCUUAUUUGAUCAAUUGCGAAAAUAAUUUGGAGGGUGUUAUAGUGAUGAUUAUCAAACCACUAAAGAUUGUUAUACGGCUACUCAAGUUAUCAAGUAAGACCAUUAUUGUGAAGAGAUAUUUUAGAGUCCGGGAUAGAAUAACCAUAGAAGAUGACUAUCACUUCCUCUCUUACCCGUCUUCUUGGAUGAAUGAAUUGACCUUUGGUUCAACUAGAUGCACAGAUGGACAAUAG
Molecule: messenger RNA, 426 nt
Organism: Halteromyces radiatus
Lineage: Eukaryota; Fungi; Mucoromycota; Mucoromycetes; Mucorales; Cunninghamellaceae
Exons: 5
Coding region: 1-426 (141 amino acids)
Molecular function (GO): DNA binding
Source: RefSeq, a predicted model, not a curated record